AUGAUAGCCCGGAUCCCGGGCUCGCUCUGGGGCAGAGCUUUGCGCAGCCGACUCGUCGUCGCACAGCAGCAGCGUUUUGCGCGCACACCCCAGUCCCUGACAGCGAGAUCAUUACCGAGCCUUGCGCGAGCCUAUUCCACAGCCCCCGACCCCGCCGAACAACCCGCUGCCGCCGCCGACCAUGAAGAACCCGAGCAACAACCCGCCGCACCGACCUCCAUGCCACAGCAGCCCGCCCGCUUUGCGAACCGCUCAGGCCGGCUUAGUUUUCUGGACACUCGCAAUCUCGGCGAGAAGGCAGAAGGCGAUCUGCUGAUGGCCAUUGCGUCGCGACUGUCGCCCGAUGUCGACGCGCCUGGCGAUUCGAUCUUGCCGUCGGGCCUGUCUCGCAAGGUGCUUGCGUCCCAGCUGGAUCGCUCGCGGAAGGGCAUCAAUAUCGAGCUGAAGUGGUUGAAGGAUCCGCGCGAGUUGGCGGACCGUGUUGGGCGGGUCUUGCAGCUGGGCGACCCAGCGCUUGCGGUGGCGCUCAUUCGCGGCGCCCAGAAAAAUAAGAUGAAGUGUGAUGUUGCCUGGAACCAUCUUUUGGCGUAUUGUAUGGAUCGGAAUCAGCCUCGGGUGGCUUUCAAGUUCUAUAAUGAUAUGAAGAAACGCGGCCGCAAACCAAAGGAAACGACGUAUACCAUCAUGCUUCGAGGAUUUAGUCGGGCCUCCAAGUCCAAGGAAGUUGUUAAAACCGCCUACUCCGUCUACCGCUCGAUCUCUGCUCCCAACUCGGCUGUCAAGCGCAGCACCAUCCACACCAAUGCCAUGCUUACCGUCUGCCAUCGCCACGAAGAUAUGAAUAUGCUGUGGCGGAUUGCCGGAGAUCUUCCGGAGGAGGGACCAGGAGCACCGGAUAUGGCGACCUACACUAUUAUCUUGACAGCCCUGCAAUUUGCCGCCGCCAGGGAUGUCAAGGCGCUGGGCCCGGACCAAAUCGAUAAGAUCCUCGAGCGAAAAGCUCAAGCUGUCCGAGAAGGCAAGCGUGUCUGGGCCGAUAUUGUGUACCGAUGGACCCACGAACACUUGACGCUGGACAACAAGGUGGUUCACGCCAUGGCUACUCUGCUGCUGGAGGGUGCUAGUGACCGUGACUGCUACGACGUCCUGACACUGUAUAACCAAACCAUGGGUAUUCCAAUUUUGCAAGAGAAGCCGCCCCCAAUUCCCAGUUCUUUUAAGGCCAGGGUCAAUUCUGGACGGAUUAUGCAAGAUACCUCUUCUGCUCCUCCCCCUCCUCCUAAGAGGCAGCCGGUGGAAGACGUUCCGUUCGUGGACGACGACAACCAGUUACUGGAACUGGCAAAGGCGGAAGAGGAUGGAGUUGAGCCUGCUGUUGAUGAACAGCAACCAGAAGAGGAGAUGGAAGAGGAGGAAGAGGAAUCCUUCGAGGACUUGUUUGACCCUGUCGUUCCACAGGAAGCAGACCUAUCAUACCUCCAACCCGACAACAAGGACCUCACCGUCAUUUUGGAUGCUUGUUUCACCAUGACCCAAGGGACGGCGGCCGGCAUGGCCUACUGGAGACAUUUGACCUUGGGCGAAACCGACCACCACGUCGCUCCCGACCCUGUUUCUUUCCUUCAGUAUCUGCGUCUUCUCCGUAUCUCGCGGUCCAGCUUCGCCGCAGUUAAAGUUAUGCGGGAUCAGAUGGUCGCCUCCAAACAAGCUAACGGAAAAGCCUUCCACGUGGCUCUCUCAUCCUGUCGUCGUGACCGCCGCAACCCUUCGGUGUUGUUGUAUGCGAAUGAACUACUCUCGUUGAUGCACCAGUCCCUGAUUCUUCCCGACCCCCGAGCCCUGGAAGGGUAUCUGGAGCUGAUCCAGAUCCUCUCCAAUAACCCGGAGUCUCUGCUAGCGAUGAACGGCCUGGGCGCAGACGAAGGCCUCGAGGCCCGCAGUCUACAGAAUCUGGGCAAGAAGCUACAGGUCAAGCUGCGGCUCGUUGCUCUGGCCACGCUGCGUCCGCACAUCAACCAGCUGCACGAGGCCAUGGAGUACGGCAAGCCGUCGCCCAAGGGCCGCUGGUCCGCGCUCCAUCAGCCCGAGAUUGUCUUUGGCAUGGUUGCUGCUAAGGUCAUGGCCCGCGCGCGCAUGUUGAUUGACGAUACCCUCAAAAUCGAGUACAUGCUGUUCGUCCCGAAGAGUGACCGCAAGACCCUGGAGUCAGAGUCGCGCAUGCUGCGCAAGUACUCUGACAAGGAAACUGUCGCCAAAUUCAGGUCGCAGAAUAUCUUCCCUACCAUCGAGCAGAAGAACAGGUUCCUUCAACGCUCUUGA
Messenger RNA from Penicillium alfredii, 2319 nucleotides. RefSeq names its product pentatricopeptide repeat-containing protein. The transcript is spliced from 2 exons. Gene Ontology annotation, molecular function: protein binding. Bases 1 to 2319 code for a protein of 772 amino acids. The record is from RefSeq and is a predicted model, not a curated record. NCBI's taxonomy places the organism in Eukaryota, Fungi, Ascomycota, Eurotiomycetes, Eurotiales, Aspergillaceae.